This is a messenger RNA of Penicillium concentricum, 2193 nucleotides long. RefSeq lists its product as uncharacterized. The transcript has 3 exons. The record is from RefSeq and is a predicted model, not a curated record. NCBI's taxonomy places the organism in Eukaryota, Fungi, Ascomycota, Eurotiomycetes, Eurotiales, Aspergillaceae. The coding region runs from base 1 to 2193 and encodes 730 amino acids.
AUGUCGACCUCUACAAUGGCUAAAACCUGGGACGACGACGACCGUCCGUCAACAAACUCCUCCAACGAGUACCCAGAACAUGCCGCACAUAUCCGAUCCAGGUCCAUUGCCCUCGCUAAUAGCCCCAAACGGAUCUCCGUCUUUCGUGGUCGUUCAAGAAGCAAUACCACCACCUCGACUUCUUCACGCCGCUCACCGGGUUCCUCUAUGACCUCGACAGAUAGUUCAAUUGCAUCUGACGAGCGAGCCGUCUCGUCAUUAGGGCUUCGCUCCGAUAAGCAGGACAAGUCGUCCCGGUCCUUUUUGGCGCGGGGAAGCCGCAUCCUGCGCCGACAGGGUAGCAAGAUCAACAUUGUCGCCACGCUGGACGAGGAAGAUGAGGUCGAUCGUGAGAAGGCUAGGCCCGAGAGAGAGAUAUUCGGCCGUCGUGCCCGCCAGACCGAUCACAGCGAGCGCUUGAAAAGCAUCAUCUCUGAUCCUUUUGACUUCCACCAUUUGACUCAUACCAACCCCUCGCAGUUCCAGUCUUUGGAUCAAACCCGUGAGAAUGACCUCGUCACGGAGUUCUCGGCCAUCCGAGCAUCUCAACGCCCCCAGACCGGUCUGAAAGGCAUCCGCGCCGAGGACAUUCAUUUCCGCAAUUUCUCCAGUGAUGACCUGCGUGCGCUUGGAACCGCUACCACGGUUGAUGUGCCUAGUGUAAGCCCACCGGCCUCUCCAAAAGCACACCGGCACCACACACGCCGAGAAUCCCGCAUCAACGAGAACUUCUCUCGGCCAGUCUCCAGAUAUCCCCGGUCCUGCCCCACCACUCCCCCACCUCCUCUUGUGCCAGAGAACCCCCCACCGGAGACUGAUGAGCCCGCACCCCGUGCCAUUGAUGAGAUCCUGGGCUUGUCGACUGCGAUGACGUACCCCGACCUCCAAUCAGUGCAGCCAACCCGGUUUUUCAGCCCCGAACCCACAGAGGAUGGCGCCAGGACCUCGUCCAUGAGCAGCCACUAUGAUCUGGAAGAUGUCCCCGAGGAAGAGGAAGGAACCCGGUACUGGGACAGCUCUGAGUCCAGCGUGGGCUGCCCCCAUUCUCGCUCAACUUCUCAAACCAGCCCACCUCGAACCGAUGCUCAGUCACCCAGCACCAGCGAGCGCAAAGCUCCAUUGUCAAUCUACGUGGCCGAGGAGCUCUCCAGGAAGUUCUCUGAGGCCCUGGGCUCGCCAACUCUCCCGCAAUAUCUUCAGGACACCCCUCGCGCCCAGGUGGAGCCGAUCGCCAGCCUGCACUUCUCAUACGAGGAUGAACUGUAUGACUCGUGGGACGCAGACAUCGACUACUGCUAUGAGCACGCAGCCGAGUCCACCUCCAACUUCGAUUGGUCUCGCACAUCCCUGGACGAAGCACGCCCUCAAGUUGGUGUAGCCUGCAGCGAGGGCCCCUGGCUCGCCCCAAGAACCCGACAGCUCCAGCCGAGCCCACUGAGCACCUCCGCCCUACCAACCCCAGACCUGACUCCCAGUCCAGCCCAGUCGAUGCCCUCCCACUCAGCCGCCACCCCCUCAACUACAGACUUUGAGCAGGAGUUCAUUGCGCGGGGCGCAGACUAUUUCCAUCCCGUCAGUUCCUCGAUCCUCCCAUCAAUGGGCAAACACCUCUCCCAAGAACCAUUGUACGAGGAGUACAUGACGACUGAUGGCGAAUCAGACCGCCAUUUCCCCUUCUCGCAGGGCAUGAUGGGCCCCAUCUCCCCACGCAACAGCUUCUCCCCGAUUAGCAAGUGCAACUCACAGGAGAGCCUGAUGCUCUCCCGCGCAGCCUCCAUCGUGCGCAAGCACCGCUCCUCCGUCUCAACGACAACCAGCGUCCCAGAGCUCAUCUAUAGCUUGUCCAGCAGCCGCGAACUCAUGCCAACGGACCGCAUGACAGCUGGUGAGGCACUCACCCGUCCUGCAUCUUCCUCCCACCACCGCCAGACCAAGAGUCUGGCCGAGGCGCACCUCCGACAGAAUGGCAGUAGCACGAGUCUCGAGGGCGCGGAUCUUCCCGUGUCACUUCAUGACCGCGCCAAGUCCACUUCAGAGGUUGAGUCCCAACCCAUGAAAUUCGAGGUUCCUAUGCCUCCUGUUCCUGCCAGAAACCCGAACCGGAGGAAAGCUCGCUCACCCUCUUACUCUCUCUUCCCAACAACCGCUCACUGA